Messenger RNA from Panonychus citri (citrus red mite), 2469 nucleotides. RefSeq names its product protein inscuteable homolog. Gene Ontology annotation, molecular function: cytoskeletal adaptor activity. Lineage: Eukaryota; Metazoa; Arthropoda; Arachnida; Trombidiformes; Tetranychidae. The transcript is spliced from 2 exons. Gene Ontology annotation, cellular component: apical cortex. Gene Ontology annotation, biological process: asymmetric cell division; regulation of asymmetric cell division; establishment of mitotic spindle orientation. Bases 515 to 2206 code for a protein of 563 amino acids. The record is from RefSeq and is a predicted model, not a curated record.
AUCAAAGUACCAAAGGUGAGAGAGAGAGAGAGUUAGACACACACACAGGAAAAGGUAAAGGUGCAAGAAGGUAAUUGUUGAUAUUAAAGAUGAAGAUGAUGAUCAGAUGAUAAUGAUGAUGAUAAUGUGAGGAUGCAUGUUGUAUGUAAUAUCAACAUCUGCCUAUGAGCAUGUUAUAUGUUGCUGAUCCUUGGCACGCGUCCAACCGUUUAUAGUUUUUGGCGCGUGCCAGAUGCUCUCUCUCACUCUCUCUAUGUGUCUCCCUCUCCUUAGAUAUUAACAUCUUCUCUCUCUCUCUCUCUCCCCUCUCAUCAUUAUCAUCCUUAGUCUCUUUUAACGGUUAUCACUCUCUCUCUCUCUCUCUCCUCUUUAUCUGUUUCAGAUUUGAAAGUAAACGACAAUUUGAACCAUUUAAACAUGAACAUUGAUAGAAUCAACAUCUCAUUUUAUUAGAUUUGUGAAAAUUGUAUUUAUUAAAUUGUGACUCUUUUAAUUCUCUAUUUUCUCAUCAAUUAUGAAGCAAAUGAUUCAACCCUCUAAAAGUAAUCAAAUUGUUCAUCGAAAUAAUUUAAUUGUUUCAUCACCUUCAUCAUCUCCUCCUCAUCCUCCUGCUCGAGUUGUUGUUGCUCGAAGUGAUUUACCAGGACCAGGAACUUGUGUCGGCCAAUGGUUGGUUGAAAUUCGUCGUCGAACUGAAAUGGAAAGUCUGAGUGCUCUUCAGGCUAAAUCAGUCGCUCUAGAACAAGACUCUGUUCGUGCUCUAUCGGUUCGAUGUGCCCAAGUUUCAGUUCGAAAGGUUCGAUUUGCUUCCGUUCAAAUUAUCGAUGAUAUUGAUAUUCUCAUCGACACUUUACCAGUAACUUGUGGACGACUUCGAGAUUGUCAACACGAUUUCAACAUAAUCUACAGUAACAUUGUUAAUCUUGUCGAUACUUGUGCUCGUAAAAGACCCGAAAGUGAAUUGGCCAUUUUAUACAAAAUCGCGGACGAGGUUCGAUCAAUUUGUGGUACAUUGAACUUAUUUAUGACUGAUUUUCUACGGAAAAACAAGGUUAACAAUGCCCAACUUGAGGCCUACCUCCGUAAAUUAAAGGAGAGACUCGGUGAACUAGUCGAUUCAACAAUCAGAUGGGAAUGUCAGAUAAUCUCAUCAGGACUUAAUCGUCACAUUGAAAGUUUGACCCUUAAAUGGUCACUUUUUGCCCUCUGGCAAUUGACCAAAAACGAUGCUUACAUUUGUCGCAUUUUCGUCCAAGACAAUGGAAUAAUCAAUCGACUGAUUAAAAUCGUUUCAUCAAAUAUUCUUGGUAAACCUUUUGUUGGUCAAGAUCAAAUUCGAGCCGCUGCUUUUAGGACAUUAACUCACCUUUGUAUUAAUCCGGACGCAAUUAGGACAAUUUAUAAUCGUCUUGAUAUGGACAAACAUAUAAUCAUCCCUUUGCAAAGGGAAACAUCAGAAAUUGUGAUCAGAGAGAUAACUGGAUUUCUAGUACAAAUUACAACUCCAUUCAUUGAUUAUAAACGGUCAACUCAGAAAGACACUUGUCUUGCCUCUUUCAUCAAUGGAUCACCUUUGGAUGAGUUAAUUACUUCGUUAAUUGCUGUUGCCACCGAAACAGAUUCUCAUGAGAUUUUCCUUCUAAUCACUGCUUCCAUUGCAAAUAUCUCUUUCUACGAGCCUGAGUUAAUCAUUCGAACUCGAACUCUUUCAAUCCUAAUGACUGCGACUCGAUCAAAGUCCCGGUUCUCUAAUGAUACCGCAAUUAAGGAUCAAAUCAUCACAAUUAUGGCAAAUGUGUCUUCCAUUGAUACUAAUGAAAUUGUUAAAUGUGGUGCAUUAGUUUAUCUAAUUAGUGCCCUUCAAAUGAGACCGAUCACCGUUGAAGGUGAUGAAGUUGAACUCGCGGCCAUUGAACGGAUUCAACAGAAAGUGGCCACAGCGUUAACCAGAUUAGCGUCUAAUCAAAACGUCGCCGGAUUAAUUUACGAGUUAAAAGGCUGCCAAAGAUUAGUACAAAUCUGUAAGGAGCCAAGGGAACGUAAUUACAGUGAGACUGUGCUAAUUGCUUCGUUAAUUGCUCUUCGAAGACUUUGUUCAAUGUUAAAACCUGAAACAAUUAAGUUGAUCAAUGCCGUUGAUUUAGUUACACUAAACCUUGAACAAGCUUUUAGUCAAUGUAACAAAAUGACAGAAAGUUACGUUUAACAAACUUUAAAUCAUUUUCAUCAAUUUCCCCGUGAAACAAAAAAAAUCAACAUCAAUUGUUCAACAAUUAACUUUUCCUAAACUGUCACCAACUUGAUUAACCGAUUUCGAUAUUUACAUAAUUGUAUAUAUAAAUUAAAUGUAAUCACUGUAAUUAUAAAAACUUUGACCCAUAAAGUUGAAGAUAUAAUCAACUUAUGGAAAGUAUAAUUAACUUAUUUCUGUUUUUAUCUUUACAAUAAAUGAAUAAUUAUCAUCGUUAA